Molecule: messenger RNA, 513 nt
Organism: Rhodofomes roseus
Lineage: Eukaryota; Fungi; Basidiomycota; Agaricomycetes; Polyporales; Fomitopsidaceae
Product: dUTP pyrophosphatase
Exons: 5
Coding region: 1-513 (170 amino acids)
Biological process (GO): dUMP biosynthetic process; dUTP catabolic process
Molecular function (GO): magnesium ion binding; dUTP diphosphatase activity
Source: RefSeq, a predicted model, not a curated record
AUGUCUGACGAAACUGCAGCGAAGAAACGCAAAGUGUCCGAGGAGCAGGACGACACAAAGGUUCAAUUGGCACCCGUUGCAAACCUCCUCAUCAAACGCCUGUCGCCAAAAGCAAAACUACCAACACGUGGAUCCGCGCUCGCUGCGGGCUACGAUCUGUACAGUGCAGAGAGAAAAGUCAUCCCGGCGCGUGGCAAAGCCCUCAUCGACACGCAAAUAUCCAUAGCGGUACCUGCUGGGACUUACGGGCGUGUGGCUCCCCGCAGUGGCCUAGCGUCCAAAUUCAUGAUAGAUACAGGAGCCGGUGUCAUCGACGCUGACUAUCGCGGCGUGGUUUAUGUCCUUCUCUUCAAUCUGUCGGACCAGGACUUCCAAGUCGAGGAAGGGGAUCGGGUAGCCCAGCUUAUCCUAGAGAGAGUUGUAACACCGGACGUACUGGAGGUCCAGGAUCUCGACGAGACAUUGCGUGGUGCCGGGGGUUUUGGCUCAACUGGAGGCCACAAUGCACUCUGA